Mauremys mutica (yellowpond turtle) is the source of this 1538-nucleotide messenger RNA. RefSeq names its product C-type lectin domain family 2 member D-like. Lineage: Eukaryota; Metazoa; Chordata; Testudines; Geoemydidae. The record is from RefSeq and is a predicted model, not a curated record. The coding region runs from base 1 to 870 and encodes 289 amino acids. The transcript has 5 exons.
AUGGAGCUGAGACAAACUCAACUGUCCACCCCGCCUGCAGCAACAAGCGCCCCCCGGUGGCAGGAAGCCAAACUCCGCCCCCCGCGUGUCCCCAGCUCCCAGCCCAGGGACAGUGACCGGCCCCCAGGGACCGGCGGCUGCGGACAGGGGGUUCCGCUGAGCGAGUCUCCCGGCUCGGAGUCCGCGAGUCUUUCAGAGAGAGAGACGAUGUGGGAGGAGUUGUCUCCUGCUGAGGAGUCAGAGUCAGGCCUGGCCUCCCAGGAAACCCCAGUGACACAAAACAGAACAACCCACGUGCCCAUCCCCCCGCAGGCUGGAGAGAGCUGCACAAUCUGCCCUACAGGUUUGCUGUCUCGGUUGGAACCAAGGGCACGUCGCUGGGCAGUUCCGAGUGUGGGUCUCAAUCUCAUCCUGAGCAUCCUCCUCCUCAUCUUCAUCAUCGCACUGUCAGCAAAGAAACCUGAGCCGUGUCCAGCUUGUGCUGCCUGUCCAGUGGCUGCCUGCCCAGACGGCUGGGUCGGGUACCUGGGGAAGUGUUACUAUUUCUCACAGGCUGAAGGGAACUGGACCUACAGCCAGAGCCACUGCUCUGCCCUCGGUGCCUCCCUGGCGGCGAUUGACACCCAGCAGGAAGCGGAUUUCCUGAUGCGCCAUAAAGGACCCUCUCACCACUGGAUCGGUCUCCGGAGGGAACCGGGCCAGCCCUGGAUGUGGACCAAUGGCACCGAAUUCAACAACUGGUUUCCAAUAGUGGGAGGAGGCCUGUGUGCUUUUGCGGACAAUGGCGAAAUUGCCAGUUCAGGCUGCUCCAGGGAGGGACACUGGAUCUGCAGCAAAGCAGCAGAGAAACCAGCAGGCAGAGCAAAGUGACUGACCCUGGAUGCGUCGGGCCUUGUCCUGUCAGUGGGGCUGGCCCAGCUGCCUCAGCGCGUGGGGAACUGGACGGGGCUGGCGAAGGGGGACAGCCCAGCAGCAAGGAAGAGAGACGCUCGCUGAAGGACAUCAGGUAGCUCCUCCCCUUGGAGCCUCUGGCCCCCAUUGGCCCAUUGGGGACUGGGGUGAGGGUGCGGAUUGGCCAGCAGCCCCCAGCUCACUCUCUGGCACAGAGACAGGAACCUUUUGACUUGGAAAUCAGCAGGGGAGCAGCCAAGCUGCUGUGUCCCUCCUGUCAGGGGCCCAGGGCAGGAGCCUGGCCCGGGCUGUGGCUAGAGCCAAUGUACUGGCUGGGGCCAGCGGGAGGUGCUGUGACCCCUGCAGCCAUGGGGUGAAGGGGCCGGUGUGAACCCUGCAGCCAUGGGGCGAAGGGGCCGGUGUGAACCCUGCAGCCUGGGGCGAGGACACAUGAACUCUGCUGUACAGCGAGAAGGGCUGUUGUGCAGGCCCUGCUGAGCGCUGGGGGAGCGUGAAGAGACGCCGCGGCCAGGAGGGGAUUGCAGGGACGUGCUAGGACAGACGUGUGUGUGUAUAUACAUGUGUGUACAUAAUUAUUUGUAUAAUAAUACACCAGCUCCCAGAAGGGAAACUUUUAUUUUGUAAAC